Molecule: messenger RNA, 2831 nt
Organism: Homarus americanus (American lobster)
Lineage: Eukaryota; Metazoa; Arthropoda; Malacostraca; Decapoda; Nephropidae
Product: DNA-(apurinic or apyrimidinic site) endonuclease 2-like
Exons: 6
Coding region: 601-2505 (634 amino acids)
Biological process (GO): base-excision repair
Cellular component (GO): nucleus
Molecular function (GO): double-stranded DNA 3'-5' DNA exonuclease activity; DNA-(apurinic or apyrimidinic site) endonuclease activity; phosphoric diester hydrolase activity
Source: RefSeq, a predicted model, not a curated record
UUGACAUUCAUCAUUAUAAAACUAACAAAGCUACUCCUUCUGGGGCUGUAUUUAAUAAUAAACACUUUAGUCCAACAAUGCGUUUACUCUGCAAAGUUUGGUAGGGUCAUACUGGAUAAUUACACCUUUGUCACAUGAUAUGCUAUAAUGAUUUUACUCUGGUUAAUUUGGUCUAAAUUUUCUUAUCAAUCAACAUAAUUCCCCCUGUAAGUUUUCAAACAUACAAACAAAAAAUGUCCCGUUUUCGUUUAUGUACAUCUGUUACAGCCAUUUUCAUAUGUGGGAAUUAUAAAACCGCAAUAAAACUAAAUAAUUAAAUUACAAUAUACCGUUUAAGAAAAAUAUCACAGCUGAGCAAUGAAAAAAAAUAUCUACACAGGAUCAUUCAUUCUGAUCUAGCAACACCAAUAACACCAAAUAUUAGUGAUAUCAUGCCUUAAAAAUAUAAACAAAUUAAACAAAUAUUUUAAUUCUGGUUAAUUUGAUAAGUCUCAGUCUUUUUUCUAGUUUUAUCACUUUUUGGAGCUUAAAUUAAAGAACACGCUUUUGCCGUAUGUAAGCAAAGUCCAUGAGCCGCGGCUUCUAAACACAGACCUCGAGAUGCCGUUCCGUAUACUGAGCUGGAAUAUUAAUGGACUUCGAUCUUUUAAGACUGGCAUGAAGGAAUUUUUGUCAUCAUUAAAUGCUGACAUCAUAUGUUUUCAAGAAACCAAAGUAACAAGGGACAAGUUGGAAGAACCCCAGGCAAUUGUGGAGGGUUAUUCAUCAUACUAUAGUUUUUCAAGAAAGAGGAGUGGGUACUCGGGUGUAGCCACAUUUUGCUCUGAACGAGCUUCCCCUAUUGCUGCCCAGGAAGGACUUUCAGGUCACUAUAUGGGAGAGUUGCAUUAUGGAGGUGGAACUACUGAGGCCCUGCCUGCUGAGUGGACAAAGGAGGAAUUGAAAGACCUAGAUAGUGAGGGUCGUGCUGUCAUUACACAACACAUCAUUAAGGAUAACAACGGCACGGGGUACGAAGUUGCCGUAAUUAACGUUUACUGCCCCCGCGUGGAUCCCGAGAAGCCCGAAAGGCGCGUUUUCAAGUUGCGCUUUUACGAGUUGCUGAGACAAAGAGCAGCUGCAAUUCAUGCCACUGGAUGUCACGUUGUUGUAGUAGGAGAUAUAAACACAUCUCAUAAGCGAAUUGAUCAUUGUGAUCCUGAUGAAUCUGAGGACUUUGAGAGACGACUUGGAAGAAGGUACCUGGAUAAAUUUCUUAUACCCCUGCACAAGAAGGAAGAUGACACUGAAAAUAAGGAAAAAAGUUUAGAUAAAGAAUGUACUUCUCUUCUACAUUUCCCAGACGAAAAAGAUUUUGGCCGCUUAAAAAUAUUUAACUGUCGUUCAAGUGAAGAAACUUUAAUACCUACAGAUAUAAGUGCUCAGAUGAGAUUGAAGAAAGAAACCAUCGAGGAACAAGGAAAAGCAGACACGAAACGGGAAAGGCAAACCAUAAACACCGAAGAAUUUGAGGAAGAUGAAAUAUCUGAUGAUCAUCUUCUAGUUUCUGGGUCAGACUUUCAGGUAGUUGAUACAUUUCGUUACUUUUACCCAAACAAAAGGGAUGUAUUCACUUGUUGGAAUACAUUUACCAAUUCCAGAUCAACAAAUUAUGGAACAAGGAUUGAUUAUAUAUUUUGUGAUGAAGAAUUCCUUCCAUGUGUGGAAAACAGCUUGGUUCUCAGUGAUGUAAUGGGAAGUGAUCAUUGUCCUGUGGCUGUUGUUAUUAAAGGAGAGUUGGUCCCUGCACCUAAACUCCCUUUAAGUUGUACUAAAUUCUUUCCAGAAUUUCGAGGUGAACAACAAAAGUUAUCCUCGUACUUUCGACCAAAAUCAUCCUUGCCCGUUGUCCAAAGAAACGCAAAUCAGAAUUCCCAUAUAUUUUCGAGAACAGAAAGUGUUGUGGGUAGAAUUUCACAGAGUGAAGCAAAACGAAAAACCAGUAAUACCAAAAUAAAGCCUCCUAAAACCAAAAAAGUUUGUGCAGAAAAUCAGAGGAAGCUCAGCUUCUUUUUCACAUUAAAUGCAAAUAACCAAAACACAGGAACAGUAUCCGUCAACUUGUCAGUAGGCAGCAGAUGUGACGAGCAGAGUACAGAGUUGAAUGCGACGGCGAGUACACGGGUGACAGAGACUCGCCUCGUUAAUCUAAGUCAAAAGAGAGAACAAGAUGAAGAUUCAGGUUUUGGUUCACAAGAUCUUCCCUCAGAUAACAUACCAGCAGAUUCAAGUUGUUCAAAAGCAGGAUUAAAAUCUAACCAAAAUAAGAACUCAGGUUGGGGUUUCCUAAUGAAGGGGCCCAAACCUCUUCCUCUCUGUCCAGGCCACAGAGAACCUGCCGUUUUGAUGACCGUUAAAAAAAAGGGACCAAAUACAAACCGUCAGUUUUAUGGAUGCGCAAGAGGUGUGGGUAAGGAAGGGGAUCCUAAUGCUCGAUGUAAAUUUUUUAAGUGGGUUGGGAAAUAGAUAUAAAUAAUCCAUUGUACGUAUUCAAAUGUAAUUAAAUUAUAGAUUCAUAGGCAUUUAUUUUUUAAGUUUGAAUGUCAGGUACAGUACAUGUUAUUACAAGCAUAUUUGAGAAAAAGAUGGAAUUCUUGAUACUGUACUGUAUUUAGUUGUCACAGACUGAGAAUGAAAAAUUAAGUCAUCAUAGUUGCAUCAGUAAAUGCAGUACAGCAUCAUAAAACUCUGGUUUUUAAUUCGGUUUUCUUAUACAGUACCGAAUUUGUAUUUUUUAUUAACUUCUUUAUAGCAUGUUGAAUGACUUUUAUACAAUAAAACAUUGAUUUGAA